CAUCUGGGGUGUCAGGUACCCCGAUAUAUCGGUAGGCGCUCUCUGAACAAAGUCAUUUGUUGGAUCUCUGGUCACUGUUUUAGUUGAUUUUAGCGUAAUUGACUUUUUACAGAAAAACACGUGGAGAAACAAUAAAUAUGGCGGCUGUUGCAGCUGCAAAAGUACAAGAAGUCCGUGAAAUCACUAGGAUAGAAAGAAUUGGAGCACAUUCCCAUAUUAGAGGCUUAGGGUUAGAUGAUAGCUUAGAACCCCGUCAUGUGUCACAGGGUAUGGUUGGUCAGCUGAUGGCACGCCGGGCUGCCGGUGUUGUCUUGGAAAUGAUUAAGGAUGGUAAGAUAGCAGGACGUACUAUACUGUUGGCAGGUCAACCUGGCACUGGAAAGACUGCCAUUGCUAUGGGAAUGGCCCAAGCUUUAGGAAUAGAUACUCCGUUUACCUCAAUGGCAGGUUCUGAGAUAUAUUCCUUAGAGAUGAGUAAAACUGAAGCUCUGACUCAAGCCAUUAGAAAAUCUAUCGGUGUUAGAAUCAAGGAAGAGACAGAAAUUAUAGAGGGUGAAGUGGUUGAAAUUCAAGUUGAUAGGCCUGCCACAGGCGUUGGUGCUAAAGUUGGUAAACUAACGCUGAAAACAACAGAAAUGGAAACUAUCUAUGAUCUGGGAAAUAAAAUGAUUGACAGCUUAAUGAAAGAAAAAGUACAAGCCGGUGACGUAAUAACGAUCGACAAAGCCACAGGAAAAAUCAAUAGACUGGGUCGAUCCUUUACCAGAGCUCGGGACUACGAUGCAACUGGCUCGCAAACGCGUUUUGUACAAUGUCCCGAGGGAGAGUUACAAAAACGCAAAGAAGUUGUACACACAGUAACGUUGCACGAAGUCGACGUUAUAAACAGUAGGACUCACGGAUUUCUGGCGUUAUUCUCUGGUGAUACAGGAGAGAUUAAAUCGGAAGUACGAGAUCAAAUAAACGCCAAAGUUGCCGAAUGGCGGGAAGAAGGAAAAGCGGAAAUCGUUCCGGGUGUUUUGUUCAUCGACGAGGUUCACAUGCUCGAUAUCGAAUGCUUCUCGUUCCUAAACCGUGCGCUCGAGAACGAAAUGGCACCUGUCGUGAUUAUGGCUACAAAUAGAGGUAUAACAAGAAUCAGGGGAACAAAUUACAAAAGUCCUCAUGGUAUUCCAAUAGACUUGUUGGAUCGUAUGAUUAUUGUCCCUACGAGUCCGUAUCAGGAAAAGGAAUUGAAGGAAAUCUUGAAGAUAAGAUGCGAAGAAGAAGAUUGCGAAAUGGCAGACGAUGCUUUAACAGUUCUUACUAGAAUAGCCUUAGAAACGUCGUUAAGAUACGCGAUUCAAUUAAUUACCACCGCUUCUCUCGUCAGUAGACGAAGAAAAAGUACCGAAGUUAAUAUAGAUGACGUAAAGCGUGUUUAUUCACUGUUUCUCGAUGAAAAUAGGUCAACGCAGUUUCUCAAAGAAUACCAAGACGACUUCCUGUUCAAUGAAAUACCGGAUGAAGCGAUGGAAAUAUCGUAACUA
This is a messenger RNA of Osmia lignaria (orchard mason bee), 1529 nucleotides long. It is a transcript of the gene rept, whose product is annotated as RuvB-like helicase 2 rept. The record is from RefSeq and is a predicted model, not a curated record. NCBI's taxonomy places the organism in Eukaryota, Metazoa, Arthropoda, Insecta, Hymenoptera, Megachilidae. Gene Ontology annotation, molecular function: ATP-dependent activity, acting on DNA; ATP binding; ATP hydrolysis activity.